This is a messenger RNA of Necator americanus (New World hookworm), 534 nucleotides long. RefSeq lists its product as uncharacterized. Bases 1 to 534 code for a protein of 177 amino acids. NCBI's taxonomy places the organism in Eukaryota, Metazoa, Nematoda, Chromadorea, Rhabditida, Ancylostomatidae. The record is from RefSeq and is a predicted model, not a curated record. The transcript has a single exon.
AUGGCGACCGGUGAGAGGCGGUCAAAUCUCAGGUUGCUCAGGACGUCACUGAUUCUGGACCAAGGCGACGCACGCACGACUCGCUAUGGAGACUGUCUCAGACUGUGUACUUACAACGCGGGAACAGUUUCCACAGACGCUGACCUGCAUGCCCUUCUCGGAGCUACAGAGCGUAUCAAAUUUCAUGUGAUUGCUCUGCAGGAGACUAAGUGCAGAAGGAGCGACGUACGACAGAUGAAUGACGGUACACUCGUCAUUCGUGGAGAGAAGGUUCCGUCGCGAAAUGUAGGCGGUUUUGUUGUGCACCCAUCUGUCGUCUAUCUCGUCGAUUCUCACGAGAUCCUGUCACCUCGUCUGGCCAUUCUUCGCCUCCGCCCUCUUCGCCAAAAAUCCAUCAGUAUCAUCUACUGCUAUUCACCAACAUCAGCAGCUGAUGAUUCCGAAUUGGACGCGUUUUACGAGGAGCUGGAGGAAGUAGUCCGCAACGAGAAGUCCUUUUACAAAUUCUUGUCGGAGACUUUAACGCAAAACUAG